Suillus clintonianus is the source of this 2368-nucleotide messenger RNA. RefSeq names its product cytochrome P450. The record is from RefSeq and is a predicted model, not a curated record. The transcript has 15 exons. NCBI's taxonomy places the organism in Eukaryota, Fungi, Basidiomycota, Agaricomycetes, Boletales, Suillaceae. Gene Ontology annotation, molecular function: oxidoreductase activity, acting on paired donors, with incorporation or reduction of molecular oxygen; heme binding; iron ion binding. The coding region runs from base 415 to 1971 and encodes 518 amino acids.
GUCGUUCGGUGAUCAGAUCGAUGCGUGAGUACACGUCCCUAUUGUGCCAUCGUCCGCAUGUGCAUUCCCUCCUGGGCGGGUACUCCUUCGAGCUCUCAUGAGCGCAUGUUUGUCAGAUGCGGAUAUCCACUGCGAUGGCCAGGUUGUAACCCUUCGCCAUCGGUUCUUCCCCCUGAUGCGAACUCUGCGAAGACGAAAAAGUUCCAUCCAUUCGCAUCUUUAUGUAAUCGGCAUAGAUGUCUCUAUCGAACAAGAGUCACGUUUUCGAUCUUGCGGAAAUCUUGUUACGAACCUUUUUUCCUUUUUCAUGAAGGACAGGUUCAGACCCGCCUGCCACUUCUAGUAUGUGUUGGCGAACUGUCGCACUGACACAAAUCACAGAUACAGGGUGACUGGGCCAUAUUUACGGUAGCAAUGAUGGAGCCUCCCAUCAUCAUCUCAUCAAUAAUGUUACAACUCCCUGAUCUGCACAUUUCUGACAACACGGAGCUCGUCCUCAGUGCUGCGGGUUGUCUUGCAGUGGUAGGAAUAAUUGCUCGGGCUUACCUUUAUGGAUCAAAGAGUACCCUCCCCCUUCCACCUUCCCCUCCCACUUGGAAACUUCGGGGGCACGCUCUUCCUCCUCCCAACCCAUUUCUGGAUGUAGAGAAAUGGAUCGAAGAGUACGGUCCUCUAAUCACCAUUCGCAGAGGAACUGAGAAAAUUGUUAUUAUCGGCCGUCACCAAGCAGCGAUAGAUAUUAUGGAGAAGCAGGGCGCCUCGCUAGCUGAUCGUCCUCACACAGUUGCCGCUGGAGAAAUGUGGAGCAACGGGCUGGUUAUCGGCUUUGUCCGCGCUGGGGACAGGUUACGUCGAAUGCGUAGAGCACUUCAUAGCCAUCUCCAGCCCAAGGCAGCUGAGGCGUAUCAACCCCUGCAGAUGUCAUACGCGAAGAACACGGUUCUGGGCCUUCUUAAAGAUCCACACGGCUUCCAGGAGCAUGUAAAAGAAUUUGCUGCAACGACGAUUACGAAAAUUGCAUUUGGGAGGAAUGCGGCUGAUGACGAAAUCGCAGGAGGUCACAAGUUUCUCGAAACACUUUUUGCAAUCGCACGCCCUGGCAUUUACCUGGUGGACUCAUUCCCGUGGCUCAGAUACCUUCCUUGGUAUGGGAAAGAAUUACGACAGCAGUAUGAAAGCAACCGGAAACUCUUCACUGCUCAGCUACAUAGCGUGAAACAACAAAUGGAAAGCAAUGUGGACCCCGGUCCCUCUUUCGGGAGACAUUUGCUAGAAAAUGAGCAGCUCUACGGCAUGGCAGAGACGGAAAUGGCUUUUCUUUCGGGCUCCUUUUUUGCAGCUGGAUACGAUACGACCUCUACAGCAAUAUGCACAGUGCUAAUGGCAGCCGCAUGUUUCCCUGAGGAGCUAGCUAAGGUCCAGGCCGAGAUUGAUGCAGUAAUCGGCGGGCAUCGAGCGCCGACCUUCGCCGACGAAGAAUCCCUCCCUCGUUUGCGUGCUUUCAUCGUCGAGUCUAUGAGAUGGAGACCGUUAGCUCCUAUGGGAUUUCCUCACCGAACAACUAAAGAUGUGAUUUGGGAAAAUUAUUGCAUUCCCGCUGGGACUACAGUAUUCGGCAGUCAUUGGUCCAUCUUUCGAGACCCAAAAGUCUACCCUGACCCUUACGCAUUCAAGCCUCAGCGCUGGAUUGACGACGAAGGUCACAUGAAAGACACUCUCACAUUCUUUCUCUACGGGUUUGGUCGGCGUGCAUGUCCCGGCCUACACGUUGCGAACAGAUCCAUGUUCAUCAACUCAGCCCUUAUAUUUUGGGCCUUCAACGUCGCGCUGGAUGAUACGAAGCCGCUGAAUGACCUGGGAUAUGUGAACGCGGUAAUGCCGCUGGUAGAGCCAUGCAGUCUUGAGUUUAAGAAGAGGAUCCCGGAACCGGAGAUCAGGCGCAUGCUGCAGAACUAUCCUGAGGACUCAUGAGAAGCUUUACAUGGGAAAACUCCUGUACGUGAAUUCGUUGCUGACAGCCUGAAAGUAUGUUUCUACUAUGCAUGUGUAGACUUUAGACUACCUACAAAUGCAAGCGGAGUAAAGGUUUCUUUGAUCAUGAUGUAGCUGCGAGGUGAAAUGAUGGUGGUUUGGGACCUUGGUCGAUAUUCAAUCAUCCAGUUCUCAAAGUAUAGAAAGCCGGAGCACCGUGCUCGUUUAGCCAGCAAAUAACGUGCUUUUACAUGCUUGGAAGUAUAUAUGUACAUACUAUCGUUGGGCCAGAGUUGCAAAAUCUGAGAUUAUUUGAAAAUGUGUUCGUCUGUUGAAGAAGCGUGGGAAGAAUCAACAAUGAGUAUAUGCUGCCUCUUAAAUAAUUGUCUUUUGAACG